UCGCGCCUAGGGCGCAUCUGGCAGCGGCCCUUCUACGCCAUCGCGGAGCAGCUCUAUGGUCGUUGCCGCUGUCCCGGCGGUGUCAUGGCGGCCGGCGUUGAGUUGGCAGGACUGGCCCAGGAAACUGAGGAAAGUCACUAAAGCUGAGAAAGAAGUGUUCCAGUCGUACGGCGGGAAGUCGUGGGAAUGAGCAGAGGCCUCGUGGGGCCCACGGAGUCCACAGCGGCGAACCCUUGGUGAAGGGCCAGGCCGGGCCUCGGCUUUCUGACGCGGCUGUUGGUGGGAGUGCCGCGUCCUGCGAGUCCUCGGCGUCUGGAUCGGCACCAGCCCCGGCGUUCAGGGACAUUUGGAGCGGACGUCGUUCUUUCCACCCGCAGCGAUGUCGUCCUGGCUCGGGGGCCUCGGCUCCGGCUUGGGCCAGUCUCUGGGUCAAGUAGGGGGCAGCCUGGCUUCCCUCACUGGGCAGAUUUCAAACUUCACGAAGGAUAUGUUGAUGGAAGGCACGGAGGAUGUGCCAGCAGAUUUGCUCAAUUCCGGGAGAGAGGAAAAUGAAGCUACUCAUUCAGUCUUAAGAUCAGAGAAUGAAAGACUUAAAAAGCUUUACACUGACCUAGAGGAAAAGCAUGAGGCCUCAGAACUACAAAUCAAGCAGCAGUCCUCCAGUUACCGCAGCCAGCUGCAGCAGAAAGAGGAAGAAAUCAACCACCUUAAAGCAAGACAGAUUGCACUCCAGGAUGAACUGCUCAGACUGCAAUCAGCUGCCCAGUCUGUACAUCCAGGAUCUGGCAGGGUACCAGCAGCCACUGCAUCACCUUCAUUGAGUUAUGGUAUCAGUCAUCAUGUGUCAGCUUUCCAUGAAGAUGACAUGGACUUUGGUGAUGUGAUUUCAUCACAACAAGAAAUAAACAGAUUAUCAAAUGAAGUUUCAAGACUCAAAUCUGAACUUGGACACUGGAGACAUAUUGCUGAGGUGCAGGGAACACAAAGCUCUGAUCAAACCGAAAUCUGCAAGCUGCAAAAUAUUAUUAAGGAGCUUAAACAGAAUCGAAGUCAGGAAAUUGAUGACCAUCAGCAUGAAAUGUCAGUAUUGCAGAAUGCGCAUCAACAGAAACUGACAGAGAUAAGUCGUCGGCAUCGAGAAGAGCUAAGUGACUAUGAAGAACGAAUUGAAGAACUGGAAAAUCUGUUACAGCAAGGUGGCUCAGGAGUUACAGUAACUGAUCACUCUAAAAUGUAUGAUAUGCAAAACACUAUUCAGAUUCUACAGACGGAGAAAGUAGAAUCUACCAAAAAAAUUGAAGAACUUGAGGAUAAAAUAAAAGAGAUAUAUAAAAGAUUGUCUUCUGCAGAACAUGAGCGAGAAGUGUGGAAGAGGGAACAGGAGCGGCUAGAAGUGGAAAAGCGACAGCUGACUGAGCAGUGUGAGCGCUUGAAGCUGGAAUGCAGUACAUCACAGCCUCUUGCUCGGGGCCAGAGGGAUGUUGUGACAGAGGAGGAGAGGACUCUGCCACAGAGUUCCUCAGCUGCAGAGGUCUUGAGAUUACAGCAAGCUUUGACUGAUGCUGAAAAUGAAAUAAUGAGACUAAGUAGUUUAAACCAGGAUAACAGUCUUGCUGAAGACAAUCAGAAACUUCAAAUGUGUGUCCAAAUUUUAGAAAAAGAGAAGUCAUUAUUGAGUCAAGAAAAGGAAGAACUUCAGAUGUCACUUUCCAAACUGAGCAAUGAAUAUGAAGUCAUUAAAAAUACAGCUACAAGGGACAUAGAUUUGUUUUCUCAAGUACGAGACUUGAAACUUAAUUUGGAGGUGAAGGAACAAGAACUGAAUCAGAGUAUUCAUGAGAAUGAAGUACUCACGGCUGAGUUAGAAGAACUGGACAGGCAGAACCAAGAGGCUACUAAGCAUGUGAUUUUAAUAAAAGAUCAACUAUCAAAACAACAAAGUGAAGGAGAUAGUGUCAUCAAGAAACUAAAAGAAGAUCUAGAUGAUGGAAAACAGAGAAUCCAUCAACUGGAGGAUGAUAAAAUGAACAUUAUCAAAGAGUUAGACAUGCAGAAAGAAAAGCUAACUCACAGUGAACGGGCCCUAAGUGAUUUACAGUUAACCAAGCAGAAGCUUGAAGAUAAAGUAGAAGACUUAGUAGAUCAGCUAAGUAAAUCAGAGAAAAAUAAUUUCAACAUUCAGAAGGAGAACUGUGAACUGAGGGAACACAUCAGACAGAAUGAGGAGGAGCUGUCCACAGUCAGGAGUGAGUUGACUCCGUCCCAAAGCCAGGACUCUAAUAGUAAUUUGAAGGAUGACUUCCUUAAAGAAAGGGAGACUGAAGUUAGAACCUUAAAGCAGAAUCUUUCAGAAGUAGAACAGCUCAAUGAACAUUUAAAGCAAGUCGCUUUUGAUCUCAGGACCGAAAAUGAAAAGUUGGUUGUAGCAUGUGAGGAUGUAAGAAAUCAGUUGGAAGAAUCUAUUGCUGGCAACAACCAGGUUUCUCUGGAAAGAACUGCCAUGCUGGAGACUCUGAAAUGUGAGAAAGCACAACUAGAAGCAGAACUGUGUGGAGCUGAGAAGAGGCUGUUGGAAGAAGCAAAGAAAUACAAGCAAACCAUUGAGGAACUGUCCAGCGCACGCAGCCUGACGACCUCUGCCUUGCAGCUGGAACAUGAGCGCUUAGUUCAGCUCAGUCAGGAAAAAGACUCUGAGAUAGCAGAGCUCAAAAAGAGUAUUGAGCAGAUGAAUACUGAUCAUCAACAGAUGAAGGAAUCUUUGUUGUCUAGUUUAGAAGAGCAGAAACAAUUGACACAACUUAUAAAUGAAAAGGAAAUUUGUAUUGUGAAACUUAAAGAAAAAAGUUCAGAACUGCAGGGGGAAUUGGACAAAUGUGCUCAGACCUUAAGAAAAAAUGAGACUCUAAGGCAGACCAUAGAGGAAAAGGAUAGAAGUCUUGGAGCCAUGAAAGAAGAGAACAAUCACUUGCAAGAAGAGCUGGAGCGGAUCAGGGAGCAGCAGAGUCGGGCUGUGCCCAUGCCUGAGCCUAGAGCUCUUGACAGCACCACAGAGUUAGAAUCUGAGCUGUCUAGGCUGCACAUAAUCAAGGAUCACCUGGAAGAAGAAAUUAAACAUCACCAGAAGAUGAUUGAAGAUCAAAACCAGAAUAAGUUGCAACUACUCCAAUCUCUACAGGAGCAGAAGAAAGAAAUGGAUGAGUUUAGAUACCAGCACGAACAAAUGAAUAUCACACACACCCAGCUCUUUUUAGAAAAAGAUGAGGAAAUUAAGAACUUGCAGAAAACAAUUGAACAAAUAAAAGCCCAGUUACAUGAAGAAAGACGGGACAUUCCAACAGAGAAUUCUGAUAUUUUUCAAGAAACCAAAGUUCAGAGCCUUACUAUAGAAAAUGAAAGUGAAAAGCAUGAUUUAUCCAAAGCUGAAACAGAAAGGUUAGUGAAGGGGAUAAAAGAACGGGAGCUGGAGAUUAAGCUUCUGAAUGAAAAGAAUAUCUCUUUAACUAAACAGAUUGACCAGCUGUCCAAAGAUGAGGUCGGCAAGCUCACUCAGAUUAUCCAGCAGAAAGACUUGGAGAUACAAGCUCUUCACGCCAGGAUUUCCUCGGCUUCCUGUUCUCAGGAUGUUGUUUACCUUCAGCAGCAGCUGCAUGCCUAUGCUAUGGAAAGAGAGAAAGUAAUGGUUGUCUUAAAUGAGAAGACAAGGGAAAAUAGCCAGCUAAAAACAGAAUAUCACAAGAUGAUAGAUAUUAUUAGUGCCAAAGAAGCAGCCCUUAUUAAACUGCAAGAUGAGAAUAAAAAAAUGUCCACUAGAUUUGAAAGUAGUGGUCAAGAUAUGUUUAAAGAAACAAUUCAGAAUUUAUCACGGAUCAUUCGAGAAAAAGACAUUGAAAUAGAUGCACUGAGUCAGAAGUGCCAGACUCUCCUGACAGUUUUGCAGACUUCUGGCACGGGUAGCGAGGUUGGAGGAGUUAAUAGUAACCAGUUUGAGGAGCUCUUACAAGAACGUGAUAAGCUAAAACAGCAGGUGAAGAAAAUGGAGGAGUGGAAACAGCAGGUGAUGACCACCGUCCAAAACAUGCAGCAUGAGUCAGCCCAGCUUCAGGAAGAACUUCAUCAGCUUCAGGCACAAGUUUUGGUCGACAGUGAUAACAAUUCUAAACUUCAAGUGGACUACACUGGCCUGAUCCAAAGUUAUGAGCGGAAUGAAACUAAACUUAAGAAUUUUGGGCAGGAAUUGGCACAAGUUCAGCAUAGCAUAGGGCAGCUUUGUAAUACCAAGGACCUUCUUUUAGGAAAACUUGAUAUCAUGUCACCCCAGCUCUCUCCUGGCUCAUCGCUUCCUGCUCAGUCAGCAGAGCCUCUUAAGGCAUGCCAGUCUGCUGGGCCACAUGAGUCUCCUCAGCUGCUUCAACAAGAAGUGGAUGAUCUGAGACGGUCACUCCAGGAAAAAGAUGCCACAAUUAGAACGCUUCAGGAAAACAACCACAGACUGUCAGAGUCCGUGGCUGCUUCCUCAGAGGUGGGAAGAAGAGAACACGAACAAACGGAUUCGGAAGUCAAGCAGCUGAAGGAGAAACAAGAGGUUUUACAAAACUUACUUAAGGAGAAAGACCUCUUAAUCAAAGCCAAAAGUGACCAAUUACAUUCUUCAAAUGAAAAUUUCACUAACAAAGUGAAUGAAAAUGAGCUUUUGAGGCAGGCAGUGACAAACUUGAAGGAGAGAAUAUUGAUUUUAGAAAUGGACAUUUCUAAAUUAAAAGGGGAAAAUGAAAAAAUAGUAGAAACUUCCAGGGGGAAGGAAACAGAAUACCAGGCGUUACAAGAGACGAACAUGAAGUUUUCCAUGAUGUUACGAGAAAAAGAGUUUGAAUGCCAUUCGAUGAGAGAGAAGGCGCUUGCUUUUGAACAGUUAUUGAAAGAGAAAGAACAGGGCAAGGCUGGGGAGUUAAAUCAACUUUUAAAUGCAGUUAAAUCAAUGCAGGAGAAGACAGUUACAUUUCAACAGGAGAGAGACCAAGUUAUGCUGGCCCUGAAACAGAAGCAAAUGGAAAACACUACACUACAGAAUGAGGUUCAACACUUACGUGACAAAGAGUCCCGGUUAAACCAGGAGCUACAGAGACUGCGCGACCACCUUUUAGAGUCAGAAGAUUCUCACACCCGGGAAGCUUUGGCUGCAGAAGAUAGAGAGGCCAAACUGAGGAAGAAAGUCACAGUGUUGGAAGAAAAGCUAGUUUCAUCCUCUAAUGCCAUGGAAAAUGCAAGUCAUCAAGCCAGUGUGCAAGUAGAAUCUUUGCAAGAACAAUUGAAUGUGAUCUCCAAGCAGAGGGAUGAGACUGCCCUGCAACUUUCUGUCUCUCAGGAACAAGUAAAGCAGUAUGCUCUGUCACUAGCCAACCUGCAGAUGGUUCUCGAACACUUCCAACAAGAGGAAAAAGCUAUGUAUUCUGCUGAAUUAGAAAAGCAAAACCAGCUCUUAGCUGAAUGGAAGAAAAAAGCAGAGACUCUGGAAGGAAAAGUGUUAUCGCUGCAGGAACGUUUGGAUGAAGCAAAUGCUGCGUUGGAUUCGGCCUCAAGACUUACAGAACAAUUAGAUCUAAAAGAAGAACAAAUUGAAGAACUUAAAAAGCAAAAUGAGCUCCACCAAGAGAUGCUGGAUGAUGCGCAGAAGAAGCUGAUGAACUUAGUGAGCAGCACAGAAGGAAAAGUGGACAAAGUCCUCAUGAGAAACCUCUUCAUUGGUCAUUUCCACACACCUAAGAAUCAGCGCCAUGAAGUGCUACGACUAAUGGGGAGCAUCCUGGGUGUUAAAAGGGAGGAAAUGGAGCAGUUGUUUGCUGAAGAUCAAGGAGGUGUUACUCGGUGGAUGUCUGGAUGGCUUGGAGGAGGAUCAAAAAGUGUGCCCAGUACACCACUGAGACCAAGUCAGCAGUCUGUGUUUAAUAGUUCUUUUUCAGAACUUUUUGUUAAAUUUCUGGAAACAGAAUCUCAUCCAUCUGUCCCACCCCCAAAACUGCCAGUUCAUGACUUGAAACCUCUGGAUUCUCCAGGAAGAAGGAAAGUUGACACCAGCAUACCCGGAAGCUCCAAAGAUGUAGCAGAACCCAGGGCAGGAAGAAGAACAGAUCUGAGUCCAUUCUUGGCUCCCCGCUCAGCGGCUGUGCCCCUUAUUAAUCCAGCUGGACAUGGACUCGGUGGGCCCGGGCAUCUUCUUUUGAAACCCAUCUCAGAUGUUCUCCCCACGUUUACACCUUUGCCAGUGUCGCCCGACAACAGCGCUGGCGUCGUAUUGAAAGAUCUUCUAAAGCAAUAGGAAGCUCUUGAGCCAGAGACUAUAGCACUUUAAGGAAACUAUGAACACUGUAUGUGUGAACUUUACCACAAAGUGGCCUUCUGGAAAGAGUCAUUAUUUGUUUGUAGUUGUAAUUUCUCUGUUAAUAAAAAUAUUCUUAAUGCUUUUAGAAAUCGCAGGUGUCAGAAGAAUAAGUAACUGAUACAUAAUCUGCUUUUUGUUCACUUUAUGAUUUGACCUCAUUUAAAACUAGAAACAUUUGGUUUACUUUUUUAUUUACAAAACUCUAAAAAGGAGAGGCAAGAAUAACUCUGCUUUUAUUUCCUCGGAUUUUCAGGCUCGUUUAAUAUAGGGGCAUGUGGUUCAUCUUUAUAAGAUAACGAAUUUAUCCUCCCCACCCACCCCAAAAAAGGUACCUAAGCAGUGAAUGCUCUGCAGUGUCUGUCAGCCACCUGUAGAGGACCUCGUGUAGGGAGAGGACAAGCUGUUCCUUGGAGGUUGGGGGUGCCCUGAGGCAAAGUGGGUAUUGGUUCUAUGCAAUUUUAUCAUGUGUGUAGAUUCAUCUGGCCAUCACAGUUAAGACCCAACUCUUCAUCAAAGGGUCCCUGAGCUGCCUUUUUGUAGACCUUGCUGCCCCCUUACCCCUUGAAAACCACUAACUAUCACCCUGUAUAAUUUUGUAAUUCUGUGAAUGCUGUUUAAAUGAAAUCACUGUUAAUGUAACCUCUUGAGAUGGGUGUUUUCAUGUAGCAUAGCUCCCUUGAGGUCCAUCCAAGUUGUUUCAUGGAGGGGUAGUUUGUUUCUUUUUAUGGUAGAAUCCAUGAUGUGAGUAACCAAAUGGUAUCAUUUAGUUUCAAGAGCUGAACUGUCUUUUUUAAAGUAUCAUCUAAAACUACAGGUUUCCAGCAGGGCCUGAGGUGUAAUGAUUAGUCUUAGCACUUGGGAAGCAGAUGCAGGCAGAUUCUUAGGAGUUUGAGGCCAGCCUGGUCUACACAGUGAGUAUCAGGCUAGCCAGAGCAAAAACCAUAGUGAGACCUUGACUCAACACACACACACACACACACACACACACACACACACACACACACACACACACAUACAUACACACACCACAAAACCAAAUGAAAAAACCUAAAGGUUUCCUUGCACAAAUACACAAAAUCAUAUAACUCUCAUGUAAGUGUUACAUUGUACGGCUGCAUCCACAUAGCCCUUAGACCACAGUUAGCAAUAUCUGGAGACCCGUCACCUGCCUCUGGCUGAGCUUCAGCUGUCUAGGGUGUAGCUUCCCAUGCAGUGCACCAGCACCAGGGGCUUGGAACUUAAAGCCAGUAUUUCCCGAUUUUUUUUUACAAAGCCUAACAUGACAGAAAAAAAUCCUGACUCACAGCUUUUGUUGUCUCAGGAUCUUCAUAUAUGUAUCAAUUGUUGACGUUGUACAUUUAAGUCAUUUCUUGCAUAUUUUGUAAGUUUAGAUAAGCCUUUAAAACAGAAAAGCCUGUAUAGCAAGAAAGGGUGGAAACCAGACUGAUCCAGAAAUGUCAACAGUUCUGGCACCUGUUGGAGCCAAGCUGGGUUGUUUGUGAAUUUAUCUAUGAUAAGCUGUGUAUUUCUAAUGCCUUUGAAAGACUGGAGGUUUGGGUUUUAAUGAUGUGCUGAUGGUUGAAAUACCCUUUUCUGAAAAAUUACGUAACUGAGAUAAUGCUGCUUCCUGGUACCACCUGUGUCCUUAACUAACUUAUUUAUGGUUGGGUCCCUUCUCUGCUACAUGGUAGGAAAAGUUGCCAUCAGAGAAAUGUUAUGCUGCUCCCACCAGUUUUGCCAACGUUACAGAUGCCCCUCAACUUACAGUGGGCCACAGCCCACCAACCCAUUGUACUUAACAUCUUGAGUUAAGCCUUCAUUUGCUGUACCCAGUUGUCAGCUGGCCUGGCUUAGCACAGCCACUUCCUCUCAGGACCACGAGGCUAACCAGGCCCCCGCUGCAGCUAGCCUGGGGAAAAGAGAAAUUUUAAAUCUGAAGCAUGAUUUCUGCUCAAUGUGUAUCAUUUUGGUAAACCCCAAAAUUGGAACAGUUAAGCCAUUGUAAGUUGAGGUUCUACUGGUACAGGGGUUUAUAUGUUCCUUAAAAAGUCACCCUCACUAGUCUGGAUCAUUUACUAUGUGCCAGGGAAUUUUAAGUUCCACAUGAAGCAGUUUUUUUUCUAAAAAAGACUAGUUUUUAAACUAAGAAGAAAAGGGAAGAUGUAAAAUGCUUUCUUUUAAAGAGGAGGUACAUGGUGGAUAUUUAAACAAUGUGUUUUAUAUUUGAAAUAUCUUUUAUGACAUUUGAAGUUCCUUGACUGAAACAACCUGCCCUCCCCACCCUUUUACUUAGCCUAAGUUUGAAAACUGUCGUGGGGGUACUCCACACCCAGGUCUCAAAGAACAAGGUAUUACAUGGCUGCUAUUGAAGUAUAUGACCUUGUCUGAAAGCUGCAGUACCUAAUGUCUGUGCUGUAUGCAUGCUAAGUGUGUGUUGAUCUAAAGCAGACAUAACUCAUAGCCUUUCUGAACUAAGUUGUGUCAGAGAGGAACCAUCUGCUCAAGGAAACUUCUUAGCAGAGAGUGAGAAGCAUGCACUUUGAGUUACCCACAGGACACCGCCAGUGGUAUGCUGACUGCAGUGUGGUGAUGCAGUAAGUCUGCUCUUGAUAUCUUCCGACACUCUGUGGAAUUUGCGGUUGAAUUUUACAUCAGAUGCCACAGGCUUACAGCACUAUUGAUAUCUCUGUGCACUUUGUAGAAUUGGUGGUUGAAUUUUGCAUUGGAAGCCACAGUUCUUCAGAACAUUCCUAAUGGUUUUCAAGUACAACGAAAUAGACUAUCAAGAAUUCACCCUGCCGUUGGAGUUGAUUGAAUGUAAUCACUAGCAUGUACUUCUGUGAGUUUCCCUUCCUGACAUUCUUGUUUGUUUUUUAAAAGGGGGGAAACCAAAGCACAGAGGCAAAAAGAGAUGGCAUGCAACUAACCAGUUAAACAUCAAAUAUCAUCCAAGAAAAGCCCUUAGUUCUUUUAACUUUCCAAAGGAUUCAAGAGCAUUCAAGUGCUUACCCAGUCAGCUACAGAGUAAGCUUUACCCAGGCACAGGCAAAGAGAUGAAAACCAUAGAAAGUGCUGCAUUUAAACUGGGUUUUUAAAAGAAAUUUUCAUAUAUCAAAGCAUUUAAAGCAUCUUCUAGUAACAAAAAUUCAUCUUCUGUAAAUAUUGGUUAAGUUAGGUAAUAUUUAUUUUAUAUAUUCCUAUGGAAAAAUAAUGAUCAUUGUAAUGUUGACAUUUGUGAUUAUUUGUCAGUCUUUACAUCUUAACUUAUUGUGAUUUAAUCACUUAAAAUUGAUACACUGUCUUUUGAUUUAUAGGAAAAUAACAAAUGUGUAUCAUAAGAUUUGGUUGUGUUUUCUACAGAGCUAAAGCCAGUGCACUCUUGAAUUUCUCAAGAGCAUUGCAAGGCAGAAAAAAAAACAAAACCUCCAAAUAAAAAUGAUUUAAGUUG
Messenger RNA from Peromyscus californicus insignis, 9824 nucleotides. It is a transcript of the gene Trip11, whose product is annotated as thyroid hormone receptor interactor 11. Gene Ontology annotation, biological process: Golgi organization; endoplasmic reticulum to Golgi vesicle-mediated transport. Gene Ontology annotation, molecular function: small GTPase binding. Lineage: Eukaryota; Metazoa; Chordata; Mammalia; Rodentia; Cricetidae. The coding region runs from base 380 to 6313 and encodes 1977 amino acids. The record is from RefSeq and is a predicted model, not a curated record. The transcript is spliced from 21 exons. Gene Ontology annotation, cellular component: Golgi apparatus.